This is a messenger RNA of Dreissena polymorpha, 498 nucleotides long. RefSeq lists its product as uncharacterized. The coding region runs from base 1 to 498 and encodes 165 amino acids. The transcript has a single exon. NCBI's taxonomy places the organism in Eukaryota, Metazoa, Mollusca, Bivalvia, Myida, Dreissenidae. The record is from RefSeq and is a predicted model, not a curated record.
AUGCUCGAAAUUCAGAAUAGUUUCGAGUUCGAAAAUGCAUUGACCGAGAACCAGACUCAUUUAUGGGUGUGGCGCUCCGAAGCUUCCGGCUUGAAGACGCUCCGUGUGACGGAUCAGGUAGGCCUCUCUGCCAUUGAGCUGAAGCUGUGCAUCGAGCCAUACAAUGCCACGCAAAACGUCACCAUUCUUAUCGACGACAUCCGGUACUCCAACGACGGGCCCUCGGACCUCAUCGUGCUGCGGUUCAACGGUAUCACCAUUGGCAACUUCACGACGUUGGAGAAGUGGCGUAGCGGGCACGAGUGGAACGUGUUCCGAAACUCCGGGAAUAUUGGCCCGGCCCUUAAUUUGCGCAAGGGAACAUAUACUCUCGUGCUGUACCCGCUCACGGAUCAAUGGGGCGUGGAGUUUGACAGGAUACGUGUGAAUGCGGAGAACCAGAAUCCGGAUCCGGAGAAAAAGUUGUUUUGUGGCGCUUCUUUCUUCGUUGCUCAGUAG